Molecule: messenger RNA, 2236 nt
Organism: Kockovaella imperatae
Lineage: Eukaryota; Fungi; Basidiomycota; Tremellomycetes; Tremellales; Cuniculitremaceae
Exons: 2
Coding region: 354-2135 (593 amino acids)
Source: RefSeq, a predicted model, not a curated record
CUUGAUGUCCCAAGGGAGACCCCUCAUGGCCAGCAUCCUCUGUUUCCUCAGCCCUUCUGCAACUCUCCAAGCGAUGAAAUGUCCAGUAUCAACCGAGAUUUCACCGAACGCUUCUGCUAAAAGGUUGGCCAAGAUAAGCAUCACUAGUCUUUCUUCCUUGUUCAAUCUGCAUGACGUCGCCCAUUUGAGGCAUAUGAUGAGAUAAUCUAGUCUAGACUGUGGCUCAAUCGGACAUUGGAUCACAUUCAAUUGGACAUGAUCUAAACCAUCUACGAGGCCAUGAGGUGAAGCUUGGGCAGAUGCCUUGGAUCUGAUACGAAUCCACCCCAAAAUUCGUCGUUUAUCCGACCAUUAUGCUGCCCCUCAUUCGUGCAUGGACACGACAACCUUUGCAGGUAUCCAUCGAACUAUAUCAAUCUCCGGUCAUUCUCUACGACCAAGCAGAUGAGACCUCGUCCUCCGACAUACCUGGUGGAGCUGUAAAUCAUAUAGGUGCAUCCAUCUCACUCUCCAGCGAGACCGAGGUCGCCAUUGGGGGUGUCACUUUGAUCAGGCAGGUCCUGCUCAGGAGAAAGAAACCCAAAGUGAAGGAAUGGACAGAAUGGGUGGAGCUUCAACGAGCCGAGUUCGCCGUCAUGGGGGAGUACAAGCUAAAUGGCAAGCACAAGACCGACGCUUACAUACCCGUUCCUUGGCGCUUACCCGAAACUAGACACACAACAUUUGACCAGAUCGUCCACUUGCUGACCGCCAUCGUGCACGACCUAUCUCCAUUGUACACACCUGUGACUGCCGAUCCCAGUCGCUUGGAUUUGAGUGAAGACAUGGACGACUCGCUUGCUUCGGUCCGUCGUCCGCGCAAAGGCGUCUUGGCAUUGUGCCACUUGCCGAUCGACAUUGUGCAUUGUCCCUCUCUUCGAGGAGACACGCCUCAGCUAGAAGGCGAACAGAUUGUACGACUCAGUGAUUCUGGCAAGGUCAGCAUCAAAGCGGCUAGCCGGCUUUUUGUUCUCGGCUCCAAUGUCGAUAUCUCCCUCGAUUUUGAAAACCUGACUCAAGAUACGACGAUCCAUGCCAUCUCUGUAAUUCUCAUUCAAGAAACUUUUACUCCGCCUCAAGAAGCUCUUCCAGAUCUGAGCAGACCGACAAACAUAGAUUCCGAUGAGACACCUGCACCGUCCGAGGCAGAGGACGUCUCGCCGGCAACAAGAGGCCGCCGACGGAGGCGUCCGAUGCUCACUCGUCUGUCUAACAUUUGGGCACAAUUCAAGGAAAAGCCAGCGCUACCUCAGUCCUCUGUCAUUGACGAGUACGCAUUGAUCAGUGAAGGUGUCCAGUCGACGCUGCAUGGCCACGGCUCCUCGGCCAUGAAUGGAUUUCUAUGGCGUGGCGCAGCCGGUCGCAUCCUCGAUGCUAGACGAACCAGUGAAUCUGACGUUUACAUCGACGAUUCCAAAACUCAACACGUCGAAGAGCCUGGACACGCUGCCUCGGACUUCAUGGAACGUACCACGACCACAUUUCGCUUUCAUCGUCGAAUCAGACUGCCCUCAGAGGUCAACGGAGCGCAUCAUUCGACAUCGACCAUGUCAUCUGUUCUGGCCAAGGUUGGGCACCGUCUAGUCGUGGACAUCAUCUACUCUGUCCUGGGUCAGGAUGAGUUGGGACGCAAAGCCUCACAAGUCGAGGGAUCAAUGAGACGCUUGACGACAAAAUUUGAGAUUGACCUUCCACCGUGUGGCUUGACCCCGUCGUCUCUCCAACCACCGUCUUACCGCACAACUCGGGUCAUGCAACGACCUUCUCCACGUCUGGCAUUAAGACGCCUUCCUUCGACAACGCCUUCGUAUCACUCAAUGGAGCACUCACCAACGAGACAUACCGCUAUCACAUUCGCGCCUGCUCCGACCAUGUCUCGACUAGAAAGGCACUUGUCGGCCACGUCACAGACCACCGCACGAUCCAUCGAUGACGUGAUAUGGCACAUUGAAGAGAUUGCUCAUUCACGCGCGUUCAGAGCGAGUAACGGUCGGGUCAUCGCUCCGAAACGAGUCUUUUAUUCUGAGAGCGACAUCAAGACUGCAGCAGCCAGACACAAGAAGGAGAGGGGCCAUUGCGCCUGCUCCUUAUCAUGAAGUACACGACAAUGAUUCGCUUUGGGACCAAGGAUUUGGAGAUUGUUUGUACAUACGCACAGGAGUACGAUCUUUCCAUGUAUGCAUCGCAAGUGUUCACG